Molecule: messenger RNA, 1529 nt
Organism: Solanum tuberosum (potato)
Lineage: Eukaryota; Viridiplantae; Streptophyta; Magnoliopsida; Solanales; Solanaceae
Product: cytochrome P450 83B1-like
Exons: 2
Coding region: 1-1491 (496 amino acids)
Molecular function (GO): heme binding; oxidoreductase activity, acting on paired donors, with incorporation or reduction of molecular oxygen; monooxygenase activity
Source: RefSeq, a predicted model, not a curated record
AUGAUGUUCUUUUUAUUCUUUGUAGCCUUCCCUAUCAUUCUUAUUUUUCUUCUUCUUAAAGCCAAAAUAAGUGGCAAAAACAAUUUGCCACCAGGUCCUUUAGGGUUGCCAUUCAUUGGAAAUUUGCAUCAAUUUGAUAGUUUAACCCCUCAUCUCUAUUUUUGGAAACUUUCCAAAAAAUAUGGAAAAAUCUUUUCAUUAAAAAUUGGUUCUACUCCAAUAAUUGUAAUUUCUUCAACAAAAUUAGCAAAAGAAGUAUUGAAAACACAAGAUUUAGUAUUCUGUAGUAGAGCUUCUAUUCUUGGCCAGCAAAAAUUGUCUUACAAUGGUCGUGACAUAGUCUUUGCACCUUACAAUGACUCUUGGAGAGAAAUGCGAAAAAUUUGUGUUCUUCAUCUGUUUAGUCUCAAGAAAGUACAAUUAUUUAGUCCAAUUCGUGAAGAUGAAGUAUCAAGAUUGAUCAAGAAAAUAUCUCAACAAGUUGUGACUUCACAAAUCACCAAUUUGAGCAAUUUAAUGAUUUUACUAAGUAGUAAGAUUAUGUUCAGAGUUGCUUUUGGUAUUAGGUAUGAUGAAGAAUCACAUGAAAGUGAGAGGUUUAAUUUUCUUUUAGGAGAAUCUGGAGAAUUGCUGACUAGCUUCUUUAUCUCUGAUUUUUUUCCUUCUUUAAGCUUGAUUGAUAAAUUAUUUGGAAAUAUUAGUAGACUUGAGAAGAAUUUUAAAGGUUUUGAUGAGUUUUAUGAAAAACUCAUUGAGCAGCAUCUUAAUCCCAAUAGGCCAAAAUCCAUGGAAGGGAACAUUCUUGAUAUUUUGCUACAAUUGAAGAAAGAGAAAUCAACACCAAUUGAUCUCACUAUGGAGGAUAUAAAAGCAAUUGUUAUGAAUGUGUUACUUGCGGGAUCAGAAACUAGUGCGGCUACAGUAAUAUGGACAAUGACAGCCUUGAUGAAAAAUCCAAAAGCCAUGAAGAAAGUUCAAGAAGAAAUUAGAAAAUCAAUUGGGAACAAAGGCAUUGUGAAUGAAGAUGAUAUACAAAAUAUGUCUUAUUUCAAAGCAGUAAUAAAAGAGACAUUUAGAUUAUAUCCAUCAGUUCCAACCCUAAUACCAAGAGAAUCAAUGAAAAAAUCCACACUAGAAGGGUAUGAAAUUCAACCAAAAACUAUAGUUCAUGUGAACUCAUGGGCUAUUGCAAGAGAUCCUGAAAUAUGGGAAAAUCCAGAAGAAUUUAUGUCAGAGAGAUUCUUGAAUAGUGAUAUCGAUUUUAAGGGUCAAGAUUUUGAGUUGAUUCCAUUUGGAGCAAGAAGAAGAGGGUGCCCAGGGAUGACACUUGGGAUUGCAUCAGUGGAACUUGCAUUGUCAAAUCUUCUUUAUUCAUUUGAUUGGGAAUUACCUUAUGGGAUGAAAAAAGAAGACAUUGACACAAACGUUAGGCCUGGAAUUACCAUGCAUAAGAAGAAUGUUCUUUGUCUUAUCCCCAAAAAAUAUAUUUAGAUUGUAUAUCCUCAUACGUGGAUCUUGGACUAGUUAUC